Molecule: messenger RNA, 480 nt
Organism: Sphenostylis stenocarpa
Lineage: Eukaryota; Viridiplantae; Streptophyta; Magnoliopsida; Fabales; Fabaceae
Source: the annotation of a GenBank genome assembly
AUGGCGUUGAUGAAGAUGGAGAUGGUGAUUGCAGAGUUGGCUAUCAAAACUGUCACUGUUAUUGGACUCGACUCGAUGACAAGCAUGGUGAAAACUCACGCCUUUUUAGUCCUCGUUUUAUUGAUGAACACUGCUUUGUUGGGCUUAGAAGCCCGUCCACUGAGUAUCAUUGGGACGGCAAACUCUGCCACUCCAGGGGAUCAAGUGGACUUCUUUGAUUGGUUGGCUCUGGGAGCAAUGAAGGAUCCUGGGCCAAGCCCAGGGGUGGGACACGAGUUCACCAAUAGUGACACCCUUGGAGGGAUUAAGGACUCAGGUCCUAGUCCUGGAGGGAAGGGUCACAAGUUUACAAAUAGCAACACCCUUGGUGGAAUCAAGGACUCCGGUCCAAGCGGUGGAGGAGAGGGUCACAAAUUUACCAACAGUGAGACCCUUGGCGGAAUUAAAGAAUCGGGUCCAAGCCCUGGCCAAGGACACUAA